Paramormyrops kingsleyae is the source of this 7996-nucleotide messenger RNA. It is a transcript of the gene grik5, whose product is annotated as glutamate receptor, ionotropic, kainate 5. Gene Ontology annotation, molecular function: ligand-gated monoatomic ion channel activity; signaling receptor activity. The record is from RefSeq and is a predicted model, not a curated record. Gene Ontology annotation, cellular component: membrane. Lineage: Eukaryota; Metazoa; Chordata; Actinopteri; Osteoglossiformes; Mormyridae. Gene Ontology annotation, biological process: monoatomic ion transport.
AGAGAGAGAGAGAGAGAGAGUGAAUGCAGCUUGCAGUCGAGCACUGUGGAAUUACAGGCAACAUGCAGGCGAAAAGGAGGGGGAUGAAUGAACAUAAAAGGACAUUUAUUUUAUUCUCUCCAUCACUGAAUUCUCUUCAGUGAGGAAUAUAGCGAGGGGGAGGGGGAACAAGUGUCAAUCAAGGGUUUUCUCCAUCAUCAGGGAACGGCCUGCGAAUUUCUGUCCUGGGGUGUCAUUGCAACUCUGUUCCACUGUGAGUCACCUUUUCCCUGUUGUGGGGGGGGCUCCGACAGCUCUCCCAUUGGUAUUCCACCGACCGUUUCUCCGAAUCCCUGUCUGCUCCUGCUCGGGAUGAAAUCACAGUGCCGGAAUUGUGUUGCCCGUGGAGCAGGAACUGAGCUGGGGUUCAUGCCCCCAUGUGCGGCCUCUCCACUGCAGGACCUCUUCCAGGGGCCACGCUUCCCACCAUGGGUCUUAGCUGCCACAUGCUAGCCAGCAGCAUCCACCAAGAUCGCCAUAUUUCAUUCGACACCUGUCAGAUGAGAACCGAAGGAUUCAUGCUGGUUUUGGAUCAAGUCGAAUUUGGACUAGUUGGCUACUCACAAAGGGCCAAAAUUUGACCUGGUCUGGUGCAAAUUCAUCUGCCUUAUUGAAAUAUUAACUUGAAUUUAGGUUUUGGUCCACUUCUAGAAUCUGAAGAACCCAUUGGUGCCAGAAAGGACUGGAUGUGCACAGUUGAGGGUUUGGGUCACGUUACCUUCUGCCUCUUGGAUUGGAAUCCCUAGUUCAAGUGACCCAAGGCCCCCUUUUCUCCUUUGUGUCUGGUGAUGGACCUGACGUGAAGGAAACACUACACCAGAGAUACCCAGCCUAAGAAUGUCAGAAUGGAUUUAAGGGGAAUAGCUGAGUCUUUCACCUGCAGUCUUCUUAAAGACCUUUGGAGUUUUUCCAUGAUAUGAUCUAAUAAUUUUGGGAAUUUGAUUAUAAGCACCUCUGAGAAACUGGAGCCUCCCCGAAAUCUCUGGCUUUUUGAUUUUGAUCAGAGAUACCAUAUAAACUGUAGAAAUUUUUUAACCCAUAACCAUCCAGAGUGGAGUAAAUCUUGAUGCAACAUUCUUUAUCUGUUACAUUUCUCUGAUAAAGUGGAACAGGGGGAGGAACAGGGACGUUGCUGAAUAAUGAGCAGUGGCGCCUAAAUGGGGGAGGUAGGAGACACCUGACAGCACAGGUAGAGAGGGAGGUCGAAAAGCAAGAUUAUACCUAAAGGCCAUAGGUUUUUGUUUUGUGCCUUCAGAAUUACAGGUGGAAUGUUAUUGUGAUGGACCGGGCAAAGGGCAGCAUUCCAGUCGGGGGGCAGUUAGAGUCAAUUCGAGAUGCCUGCCUGAUGCCAUUCCUAGGAUGAGCCACACUUGUGAGAUCAGCCGUCAUUGUCGUUCCAGGCAGUGAGCACAGGAAGGCUGUAAUCGGCUCUAACGACGGGCGCUUGCUGAUGGACGCCUGGGUCGUUGCUGCAAUCAGGGCUGAUUAAGAGGAUUCGGAUGCAUCCUCUGGUGUGUUGCUCAGGUACAGAUACGCAACGCGACUGCUUCUGGAAGUGUGCAGUCCGGGGGGGAGGGAGGAGCGAGACUGAGAAAAAGAGAGAACAGGUGGGAAUAGACACCUUCAUCUGUUUUUGAUUUUGUUCUGUGUGUGUGUAUGUUUUCCUCCCUUUCUUCAUCUCGACUCAAGAUUGCGAUUGAAUGCCGGCUUUGAAUAAGCGAGAGAGGCCUGCGACCGCCACAAAGAGAGAGACGGGGACAGGGGGAGUGUGAGGGAAGGCGAGAGAAGGGCCUUUUUUGCCUCAAAACCGCGUUUUUUUCCCUGUUGCAGUCUGUGAGGUGCUCUGUCACUCUGUCCCUGCUGUUCCUCUGUGAAAGAGAGAGCCAGCGUUCCUCGCACUCUUCCUCUGCUUCUCUCCUUUUAUUGUUCCCCAGCUGCAGACCUUUUUUCCCUCACACUUUUUUAAACAAAGGAAUAUUGUUUAAUCAGAGGUCAAACCCAGGAAUCUGCCACUUCUAAAGUGAACCAUCAGCACCCCCCACUCUUAAUAAAUAAAUAAAAUUAAAAUCUUUUGGAAUCCUUGUCCACCCCUGCUCUCUACAUUCAAACUGCACUCCCACAUCUGCUCCCCCAGCUUGGAUAUUGUGUCCCCCUGGAUCCUGUUCACAUGUCUGCCAGGGCUGCGUUGACUGGAUACCACACUGACUUAUGGAAAAAGGCAUCUAGUAUCGUCUGAUUCAUUCUGUGGCGGAACAGGCAGCCAGAAGACCAUUCUCCAUGAGGAGCAGUAGAAGAUGCCGGCUCUGCCAGCGCUGCUGCUGUCGAUUCACUUCGUCCUCCUGUUACUGACCAUAGCCCCGCCCUCUUACAGCCAGGGCCUGGUGCUGUCCUCCGUCCGAAUGGCGGCAAUCCUGGAUGACCAGUCUGUGUGUGGGCGAGGAGAGCGCUUGGCCCUGGCUCUGGCCCGUGAAAACAUCAACAGCGUGAUGGAGGGCCCAGCCAGGGCUCGUGUGGAGGUGGACAUUUUCGAGCUUCAGAGAGACUCUCAGUAUGAGACCACAGACACUAUGUGUCAGAUCCUACCAAAGGGUGUGGUCUCAGUCAUCGGCCCUGCCUCUAGCCCCGCCUCCGGAUCCACUGUCAGUCACAUAUGCGGGGAGAAGGAGAUUCCACAUGUCAAAAUUGGUCCGGAAGAGACACCGAGACUUCCAUACCUGAGGUUCGCCUCGGUCAGCCUCUACCCCAGCAACGAGGACCUCAGCCUCGCCAUUGGAGCCAUUCUGAAGUCCUUCAGCUACCCAUCAGCUAGCCUGCUCUGCGCCAAGGCCGAAUGUCUCUUGCGAUUGGAGGAGUUGGUGCGGCGAUUUCUUAUCUCCAGGGAGACGUUGUCCAUCAGGAUGCUGGAUGACAACCUGGACCCCACCCCUCUGCUGAAAGAGAUUCGUGACGACAAAGUGGCGACCAUCAUUAUUGACGCCAAUGCCUCUAUCUCUUAUCUCAUCCUUAAAAAGGCAUCAGAGUUGGGCAUGACAUCGGCGUUUUACAAGUACAUCCUUACCACCAUGGACUUCCCCCUUCUCAGGUUAGAUGACAUUGUGGAUGACAACUCAAACAUCGUAGGCUUCUCGAUGUUCAACACCAGCCACCCAUUCUACCUGGAGUUCAUUCGAAGCCUCAAUCUGUCUUGGAGAGAGGGCUGUGAGCUCAGUCCCUACCCUGGGCCUGCGCUGUCUUCAGCCUUGAUGUUUGACGCUGUCCACGUGGUGGUGGGUGCAGUGCGGGAGCUAAACCGCAGCCAGGAGAUCGGGGUGAAGCCCCUCAGCUGCACCUCGCCACAGAUAUGGCAGCACGGCACCAGCCUGAUGAACUACCUGCGCAUGGUGGAGUACGAUGGCUUGACUGGGCGAGUAGAGUUCAACAGCAAAGGCCAAAGAACCAACUACACCCUCCGAAUACUGGAGAAACACAGAGUUGGUCACAAAGAGAUCGGAAUCUGGUACUCCAACAACACACUGGCUAUGAACUCCACCACUCUGGACAUCAACGUAUCAGAAACUCUGGCUAACAAGACCCUCAUUGUCACCACGAUACUGGAAAACCCUUACGUUAUGCGCAAGGGCAACUACCAGGAGUUCCAGGGCAACGACCAGUAUGAGGGCUUCUGUGUUGACAUGCUGAAGGAGCUGGCUGACAUCCUGAAAUUCUCUUUCCGGAUCAAGUUGGUGGACGAUGGCCUGUAUGGAGCUCCGGAACCCAAUGGCUCCUGGACGGGCAUGGUGGGGGAGCUCAUUAAUAGGAAAGCAGACUUGGCUGUUGCCGGCUUCACCAUCACAUCCGAGAGGGAGAAAGUCAUUGACUUUUCCAAACCUUUCAUGACGCUUGGAAUCAGCAUCUUAUACAGGGUCCAGCUGGGCCGAAAGCCGGGUUACUUCUCUUUUCUGGACCCCUUUUCCCCAGCUGUAUGGCUCUUCAUGCUGCUGGCCUAUUUGGCUGUCAGUUGUGUGCUCUUUCUAGCUGCCAGGCUGAGUCCGUAUGAGUGGUACAAUCCCCACCCUUGUCUACGGGAGCGCCGGGACAUGCUGGAGAACCAGUACACCCUGGGCAACAGCCUGUGGUUCCCCGUGGGGGGGUUCAUGCAACAGGGCUCGGAGAUCAUGCCCCGCGCGCUCUCCACCCGCUGCGUCAGCGGCGUCUGGUGGGCAUUCACCCUAAUCAUCAUCUCCUCCUAUACGGCCAACCUGGCUGCCUUCCUCACGGUACAGAGGAUGGAGGUGCCCAUUGAGUCCCCUGAUGACCUGGCAGACCAGACCAAUAUAGAGUACGGCACCAUCCAGGGGGGGAGCACUAUGACCUUCUUCAUGAACUCGCGGUACCAGACAUACCAGCGCAUGUGGAAUUACAUGCAGUCGAAGCAGCCCAGUGUGUUCGUAAAGAGUACCGAGGAGGGCAUUGCCCGUGUGCUCAACUCCAAAUACGCCUUUUUGCUGGAGAGCACCAUGAACGAGUACCACCGGGGACUGAACUGCAACCUCACACAGAUCGGCGGCCUGUUGGAUACCAAGGGCUAUGGCAUCGGCAUGCCGCUGGGCUCUCCAUUCAGGGAUGAGAUCACACUGGCUAUUCUGCAGCUCCAGGAGAACAACCGGCUGGAGAUCCUCAAGCGGCGCUGGUGGGAGGGAGGGCGCUGCCCCAAGGAGGAAGACCACCGUGCCAAAGGUCUUGGGAUGGAAAACAUUGGCGGCAUCUUCGUGGUGCUGAUCUGUGGGCUGAUAAUUGCCGUAUUUGUUGCCAUCAUGGAGUUUGUGUGGUCGACGCGGCGCUCAGCAGAGACAGACGAGGUACGCCCUCGCCCUCGGCCCGGCCAGACCCAGAGAACCGGCCCAAUCUCUGUGUGCCAGGAGAUGCUGACGGAAUUUCGGAACGCCAUCUCGUGUAAGAAGAGCUCCCGUUCACGGAGACGCCGGCCCCUGACCGGCCCAGGAGGCCCUCGCCACCCCACGCGCCUUUCACUGGGGGCUCCGCGGCCCCUCCGGUUGGUAAGGGAGAUGCGCCUCAGCAAUGGCAAGCUAUACAGCGGCUCGGGGCCCCUGACGGGUGGUGCAGGGGGUGGGGGCGGCCCCUCGGACAUGGGCCCGGGGCCACAGCGCCUGCUGGAGGACCCACUGGGAGCAAAUACGACUCCCUCACCGGUGCCAGCGGCACCCCCACGUUCCUGCACGCACAUCCGCAUCUGUCAGGAGUGCCGGCGGAUACAGAACCUGAGGGCCAGUUCCUCCCGGAUCCCCCCAUCCUCUGCCCCCCUACCCAGGCUCCCCCCACCACCCCCUCCUUCAUCAUCCAACACUGACAGCGAGGGCGGAGGGGGUCCCAGUCCACGCCGGCUGCAUCACACCCCCCCUCCACGCCCAUUACCCCCAACACAGACCAGCACCAGCGCAGACCUCCUGGGGGAGCAGGAAUGAGGAGAUCUACAUGGUUUGGGGAAGGAUCUCCAUGUGCCAUCUGGAGAGAGCCCAGACUCAGCUGAGGAUCAAGCAUCCAGUGAAAGACAGAUGAUUGGCCAGAGUGCGGCGAGGAUGGAGAAUGAGUCCCGGUCACCCCACACAAACCCAGGCUCUGCUGGGCACUACAGACCCUCUGCGUUUCGUCUUUAUUGUUUGCAGUUGUUUAUUUUUGCCAUGAAUGACCCUUGGCACAUUUGAUACAUGUCCGUCACAUAUCCCCCCCCCGCCCCCCACUGCUGGAGUCGGGGGUGAAAAUGCAUGAAGGGUUAGAUUUUGUAACGUGCUGAACACCCAUACCCUGCAGCUCAGGGCUGGGUGCCAUGGCAACAGCUCCCUUGCUGACUCUGUGGACCUGUGAGUUGCCCUGCUGACACUGGUUGUGCAAAAUAGGACCACCCGGAUCGCAGCAUUGCCGAGCUCGCUGGGUGCCGGCUCCCCUUAAGUAAGAAGUGCCGUGAGCUGCACUUGAGCUUUUAGACUCCUGCCCUCUCCCACCUGUGCAGCUGCUGAGGCUUAGCUCCGCCCACAGAGCAGCAGACUCCGCCCACAACAGGAGCCUCCUCCUUAAACCCAAGGGACUUCAGUCAAGUGCUCAGACUUGAAUAUAUGUGACAUACGAAAAGAGAGGGAGGGAGGGACCCCUCAGCAUUAGACUGGAAAAUAUUUUUUUGUCUUUUAUUGAUUAUUUCUUUUUUUCUCUCUUGCUUUCUCUGGUCACUGUUAAUCCGGCUCGGUUGGGAGGUAGCGGGAGUGUGUGGAGUCCAUGGCAGUUGGUCCGUUGAACUCCACGAGACCUACACUGCCCGUACCACGGCCUGCGGCCCAUGCCACUCCUGGAGCUGGCGGGAUGAGCUGGGUCAUUGUGGGGGUCUGGCUAAGAAGGAUGGCUGGACGUGAGAGCAGCAGGACUGGAAGCUGGGGGCUGUGGGAUGAGUUUAGCUUACUGUGUGCGUGUGUGUGCAGGUUUAGGACCACAGUAUGAGCCUGGCCAUUGCCUGAUUCACCCUCAGAGUGCUGAAGCUGGGGUCUGGGUUUCCCCAAAUGAAACAUCCCUAUUUCAUUGCCACCAGAGGAAUUGGGAAACUGUUAUCCUGACUAAUAAGAAUUAAUAAAAUCUUAAUUUUCCAAUUAAUUUUUCUGAUUAAGGCAGAAAUGCACAGAGGCGUUCUGUAGUAUUUUGUACUAUGUCACACUGACUGGGCAGAAAUAUUGAACUAUGAGAGGGAGGAUACUAAGUGCACAACCUGUGAGGUUAUGGUGGUAAAAAAAACAUGAAGCAUUAAUACAGGCCUGCCGCCGUGCUGUACGGAGCUCCAUUUCAGGUUGCCACUCAUGAAGCAGUACAUGGGAGGUAAGACAAUGGCGUCUGAGUGACAAUUUCCUGACCCAACGUCUCCCCUAAUUAGAGCACCCCCUCCGCCACCUGCAUCAUCGUCCUCCACCACUCUGCUCUGCUGGUGACUCGGUGUAGAGUCUUUCCUAGUCAGCAGACUCCCUCCUGACACUGUCACUCCCGGACACAGAGCCAAGCUGUGUGACAUUCUCUCUUUCUGCAUAGUGUCAAGCUGCCACGUUUCAUGCUUACAGGACAAAUAAGGGAUAAAUGUGAGCAGGAAUUUGGGGGUCUUUGGGAAUUCCAUGGUCUGUCGGUGACUAAUUCCCAGACUGUUUUGAGGAUUGCAGCUGAAAUCACGUCAUUCGGAAGCUUGACAUCCUUGAUCAGCAUUGUCAAGUGUAACAUGCAGGGAAGUGGACAGACAGACGGAGAUGGUGAUUAUUUCCAUUAGUAUGGAAAGCAUCUGAAGUCAAAUCUGUGUUAGACUUCCACUUAUACACAAUUUUGUCAUGAACAUUUGCUGUUGAGUUAGCUAGUGAUGGGGAGAUCUUCAGUGCGAAGCCAGCCAAACGAAUUCAAAGAGAUUCCAUGCUGAAUCGCGGGACAGCGCAUGCACCGAGCCAAAAAUGAAACGGGUGUAUUCCUCCAACCCCUUUUUGCCCCCCUGUUAACAGAUGUCCUGGCUAAAGGCUAAAUAACGAACAAUGAAGUCCUGAAAGACACAUGUAUGUGCAGUGAGGUAAAUGCACACACAGAGGGUGGAGGCAGGUCACUGUCUCAGAUCUGCUUUGAGGUUGUGGGGAGGGAGAGGAAAAGCCGCAGUUCACACUUUCCUCACCUGUGACUUACUGAGAAGUGAAGGGAGCAACACAGGUCACCACUGGUGGGAAAAACAACAACAAAAACAGAAAUCAUAUAUUUUUCAUUUACAUUUUUUUUCCUUCGUUAUUUUUCAUAUUUCUAUACUAGUGCUAAAUGGAUUAAAAGGACAAUGACAAAUAUUAUUAUGAUUAUAUUGUUGUAAUAAUUAUUAUUCCUAUUGAGGCACAGGGGUCAGUGGGAGGGGACUGGGAGGUGUGGUGGGAAACCGGCUUUUGGGGUGGAUGUUACAUCCUCU